This is a messenger RNA of Onychomys torridus (southern grasshopper mouse), 891 nucleotides long. RefSeq names its product SIX homeobox 2 (gene Six2). Gene Ontology annotation, cellular component: transcription regulator complex; nucleus. Bases 1 to 891 code for a protein of 296 amino acids. The transcript is spliced from 2 exons. Gene Ontology annotation, biological process: kidney development; regulation of transcription by RNA polymerase II. Gene Ontology annotation, molecular function: DNA-binding transcription factor activity, RNA polymerase II-specific; RNA polymerase II cis-regulatory region sequence-specific DNA binding. NCBI's taxonomy places the organism in Eukaryota, Metazoa, Chordata, Mammalia, Rodentia, Cricetidae. The record is from RefSeq and is a predicted model, not a curated record.
AUGUCCAUGCUGCCCACCUUCGGCUUCACGCAGGAGCAAGUGGCGUGCGUGUGCGAGGUGCUGCAGCAGGGCGGCAACAUCGAGCGGCUGGGUCGCUUCCUCUGGUCGCUGCCCGCCUGCGAGCACCUCCACAAGAAUGAAAGCGUGCUCAAGGCCAAGGCCGUGGUGGCCUUCCAUCGGGGCAACUUCCGCGAGCUCUACAAGAUCCUGGAGAGCCACCAGUUCUCGCCGCACAACCACGCCAAGCUGCAGCAGCUGUGGCUCAAAGCGCACUACAUCGAGGCGGAGAAACUCCGCGGCCGGCCCCUGGGCGCCGUGGGCAAGUACCGCGUGCGGCGCAAGUUCCCGCUGCCGCGCUCCAUCUGGGACGGCGAGGAGACCAGCUACUGCUUCAAGGAGAAGAGCCGCAGCGUGCUGCGCGAGUGGUACGCGCACAACCCCUACCCGUCGCCGCGGGAGAAGCGCGAGCUGGCGGAGGCCACCGGCCUCACCACCACGCAGGUCAGCAACUGGUUCAAAAACCGGCGGCAGCGCGACCGGGCGGCCGAGGCUAAGGAAAGGGAGAACAGCGAGAACUCCAAUUCCGGCAGCCACAACCCGCUGGCUUCCUCGCUCAACGGCAGCGGCAAGUCGGUGCUAGGCAGCUCCGAGGACGAGAAGACGCCGUCGGGGACGCCAGACCACUCGUCGUCCAGUCCCGCACUGCUGCUCAGCCCGCCGCCGCCCCCCGGGCUGCCCUCCCUGCACAGCUUAGGCCACCCUCCCGGCCCGAGCGCAGUCCCCGUGCCAGUGCCGGGUGGAGGCGGCACGGACCCACUGCAGCACCACCACAGCCUGCAGGACUCCAUACUCAACCCCAUGUCUGCCAACCUUGUGGACCUAGGCUCCUAG